Microbotryum saponariae is the source of this 1321-nucleotide messenger RNA. NCBI's taxonomy places the organism in Eukaryota, Fungi, Basidiomycota, Microbotryomycetes, Microbotryales, Microbotryaceae. The record is from the annotation of a GenBank genome assembly.
AUGUCGACCGGCCAGAUCACACUCUCUACGUGAGUUGAAGCACCAAAUGGCUAGAGUGAUGAGAUGACGUGCAGUAGCAGUAGCUGACUUGAGAUCAGGUCGCACGACCCCACACCUGUUGCCGCGCGUGCUGUACGGCUCACACAGCUCCGACAACGAGACCUUCAAGGUCGAGAAGGAUGUUGCCAACCGCUCCGUUCUGAUCAAGAACAUGAUCGAGGGUCAGUCGUCUGGCGCCCAUCUGCAGCUUUCACGCCCUUGACGCCGACGACGCGGCGGGCACGACCCACCCACCGCGAGCCAGGCCAAGCCCAGUCAUUCGCCCCACCGCACCGCACACCACACCGACCCGCCCCUGUCGCCCCCUCCCCCCUUCCGACCGCCGUAUGCUGACACCCGGGUCAAUGACUCUCACUCUAGAUCUUGGAGAGACCGACCAUCCGAUCCCUUUGCCCAACGUUUCGUCCAACGUCCUUAAAAAGGUGAGCUUGCGUCAUCACUUGGACGACUCUUUGGGCUGCUGCACCCCCUCCGACGUGACACUCGCUGCCACGGCAUUGCACACAUAGGGGAACGAUCCGAGAGGAGAUUCGAGAUUUUCCUGGGCUGGAUCCAUCGAAAGCGAUGACUGAUUACUCCGCGCGCGGCGGUAUCCUUGGACCCAGGUCUUGGAAUGGUGCGAGCACCACAAGAAGGACAUCGACCCGCCUGCCGAGGAGAACGACGACACGAGGCGAAAGAUGACCGAGAUCUCGGACUGGGACCAAAAGUGUGAGUGUGCUAGGACAUGUCAUGUCUCGCAUGGUGGCGUGCUUGGGGAUGUCACAUCUCGCAUGAUGGUAGUCGGGUCAAGCUCCGGUUCCUGGAGCUGGCGCGUGGAGGUUCCAACGCGAGUGCCUUUCGAUGUCAGCGGCUGACCCGAAGCCUGGUCGUACCUCUCUACAGUCAUCCAAGUUGACCAAGAGAUGUUGUUCGAGAUCAUUCUCGCUGCCAACUACCUCGACAUCAAGCCCCUUCUGUGAGUUGCUCGAGGCCGACGACCGGCGUGGCCCCUUUUUGACGUCAGCCGCCGGGCACGUUCACAGCGAUGUCGGUUGCAAGACGGUCGCCAACAUGAUCAAAGGCAAGCAGCCCGAGGAGAUCCGUAAGCUGUAAGUUGCUUGAGCUGCUGGCUCUGCUCACUGUCCACGCUUGUCGCCCGGCACUCGCUGAGCGCGGUCGAUCGACGUCCCCUUCCUUCAGGUUCAACAUCGUCAACGACUUUACGCCCGAGGAGGAGGCGCAGAUCAAGAAGGAGAACGAGUGGGCAGAAGACCGUUAG